This is a messenger RNA of Vicia villosa (hairy vetch), 1456 nucleotides long. Its product is annotated as interactor of constitutive active ROPs 4-like. The transcript has 3 exons. Lineage: Eukaryota; Viridiplantae; Streptophyta; Magnoliopsida; Fabales; Fabaceae. Bases 197 to 1252 code for a protein of 351 amino acids. The record is from RefSeq and is a predicted model, not a curated record.
GUUCAAAACAGCUUUAAUUCAAAAACUUUCACACAAAAAACCCACACUUCUCUUCUUCUUUUUUGUGCCCCUCUAGCUUCUCAAUAUGUGAUGCUUUCAACUCUUCUGUUCUUGCAAAAUACUGUGUUAUAUCAAGGUGAGUGUGAUUCUCUUUUAGCUUAAAAAGUUCCUUACAAGUGUUCAUCAAGCUAUUCAAAUGCCAAGAUCAAGGGGAUCUGAUUUGCCUCAGAGGCAGUCGCCGAGAGGUGGUACUCAUCAGCUUCGAACAUCAAGUUCUGACUCGGAUCCAUCGCAUCAUCGAAGUCCAAAGCUAGGAGAGCGGCGUUCUCCGAGAGGUAGUACUCAAUCGGAGACGGUAAAUCAGAAGAAGCUCGGUACUCGCAUUGCGGAUUUGGAAUCGCAGCUUGGUCAAGCACAACAAGAGUUGUUAAAUUUGAAGGAUCAGCUGUGUUCUGCAGAAGCUGAAAAGAAAAAAGCUGAAGAUGAGCUUGUGAAGAAAAGUGUUUCAAAGAAAGUUCAAGAGUGUAAUAAUAAAGAACAAGAUGUUGUUAAUGUUAUACUUGAUGAAAAUCAAGAAGAGACUGAUGUGUUUGAAGUUCCGAUCGAAAAGUUGGAAAUCGAAUAUAGAAAGCCUGAAGAUCAGUUAGAAAAGGAAACAAUAUCGCCUUUUGUGAAUGAACUGACGCUGAAAAACGAAGAGAUAGCGUUGUUGAAAUUGAGUUUGUUAGAGAAAACGAAUGAGUUGGAAUCAAUGAGUAAGGGAAAUGAUGAUCUAAAGACUCAACUGAAUGAAGCAUUUUCGAAAGUGAAAGCUUACGAAACCAAGGAAGAAGGAAUGGUACUGCAGGUGAAGCAAUUGAGUGAAGAGUUGGAAGCGAGUAAAGGGAAUGCGGAGAAACUGAGCAUGAAGUUGAAAUCCGUGGACGGAGAAAAGGAGUUGUUAGAAUCAGAAAUGAAGAAGCUAAGAGUGCAGACAGAACAAUGGAGAAAAGCAGCGGAUGCUGCGGCUGCAGUGCUUGCAGGAGGUUUUGAUAUGAGUGCUGCUGCAAGGGCUCCGGAAAGGUGUGGUUCGAUGGAUAAGAACUUCGUCGGUGGAACAUUCGAGACGCCUGGUGGUGUUGGAAGGUAUCAUGGAUAUGUAGGUUCGCUAGGUAUGAAUGAUGAUUCGGAUGACGGUUUUGGAGGUGGAAAAAAGAAGGGUUCUGGUAUUAGAAUGUUUGGUGACUUGUGGAAGAAGAAAGGCCAAAAGUGAGAUUUCGAUAACUCUUUGAUUCACGGCAGAAUCACUGCGUGUCACCGUGAUUCUGACAAAAAAAUAUACGAGGAAAUCACGGUGUCGUCGCUGUGAUUCUGUCUAGUAUUUUAACUAUGAUCAUGGUUUGUAAUGGUUUUUAGUUACCUUCUCAAACUGAGAUGAAGGGUUUUUCAGCAAAUUUUAUAGCUUCAUUCCUUUGAA